Molecule: messenger RNA, 2658 nt
Organism: Lodderomyces theae
Lineage: Eukaryota; Fungi; Ascomycota; Pichiomycetes; Serinales; Debaryomycetaceae
Exons: 1
Coding region: 1-2658 (885 amino acids)
Source: RefSeq, a predicted model, not a curated record
AUGGACACCACGGAAUCAAACAACGAGGCGGACAGAAGGUCCGUCACUCCGCAACCACAAACUAGCCAAUCGCAGCAGUUACGGGAAGCCCAGUUAGCGACGGUGCAGCCCCACAAUUCAAUGAGUGGAAUACCCGGUCAUAUUCACAGUCAAAAACCUUCGAUCAUUGAGCCACAGUUUCAUCGAAGUAGAAACCAAAAACGACAGGAACCACUCCAUAAUUCAGAACCUCCUCGUACACCCUCCCCACAAACAGCCUCUUUCUCAGAUUCCAACAAGAAUGGCACAUUUUCAAACUUUCAAUUGCCAAAUGAUAUUUUGAAAAACUUGACUCCAGUAAUCAAAUCCCCACCAAAGGAUAGAACCAGGCACCUUGCGCAUGCUCAUGCUCGCAAACAAGCUUAUAUGCGUAAUGCCCAGCUCAAGGUCAGUACGAGAAACAGUAAAGUGGCUAAGCAGUUGAAGAAUUGGAAGCGACAUCAAGAGGAAUUUAUUCGGUAUCAAAGCGCCAAAUUGACGGAGCUGCUACAGCGAGCCAAGAUACGAAGAGAUGAGUAUUUACAAUUGGUCCGUGAGAAAGCUGUUAAAUUUGUAAACACAGAAGACGGGAAACAAACCAGUACUACACACGAGCAAAGGCUAGAACCUGCAUUGUCUAUUCCACACACGUCAGAUCCGCAAUUUUGGUUGCAAGAGCAUGAGGUGAGUGUGAGCACCAAUAUUGUUCAAAUUCAAAGGAUGAUUAAGAAAGCGAUCUUUGCUAAGCAUGUUGCGUUUCUCCAGAGUUCCUCGUUUCUCGACAAAUAUGAGUCGAUGCCAUUCAAUCAAAUAAUCACAUGCUUCAAUACCGACUCAAGUAUCAAGGUGAGUAUAUCAUACAUCUUAAAGUAUUUGGGACUUGUCACAAACGUAUUUGAGCUAAAGAUGUUUCUUUACUGUUUCAUCUUGAUUGCCGACUUCAACGAGUGUAUGCUGAAUGGGCCGCAUCCGGGUUUCAACUACAACUCGGAAAUAAGAACCAAGGAGGAGGAGAAAGUGACUACUGCAAAAAACUGUAUUUGGGUAAUGAUGUACAAACUUUCUGUUUGCUUGAUGGAGGAACUUAAGACUAUUGUUGAUACACCCCCAAAGAUCCUGCUCAAGUUUCGAAGGUAUUGGGAUGACUACAAGUUUAUUUUCAAAGUUUUCAAAUGGAAUCAUUUUGUUGGCAUCAAGCACCUACUAAGCAGUUCAAUUUCCAUUGUGGAGAAACAAAUAUCUCGCCUCUCGGGGGACAAGGAUUUACUUCGCCAACGAACAAAGUUGAAUAUGGAAUUGUCGUUGUUGAAUAAAUACAACUUGGCCACUUUGAAGGAGUUUAAUGAGUCGCCACAAGCUGUUGAAUUUUUAACACUUGUAUCCGAGACAGUACAGGAAUUGUAUGCUAACUUUGAUGCCAAAUCACCUAGUUUUAUUCAAAACCGUUCAAGUUUUAUAUGUUUUGACUUGACAAAGUUUUACAUGCCUGAUUUUAUUCCUAUUGAGAAAUGGAGACAAUAUUGGAUGCUCUACUAUUUCAAGGAGUUUGAAACGGAGCGGUUACAUCCAAGUGUUCUCAAAACUGGAUACUUGGGUCUGGUGCGUCCCAAAACUCGCAAUUUCGACUACAUUAGCUUGAUUGAUUCUUUGAUUGAUAUGAAGCUGUUUCCACUCAGUCAAACCUAUGAUGUGUUGUAUGAUUACUACUUGGAAUUCUCGAAUGUGUGUUCGUUACCGAGAGCAGUUGAGGAAGCAGAUGAGUUGCAAAAGGUCCAGAACUUGAUAAGACAUUACGAUAGGAGGAACGAUUUGGUACAGUUUACGCGAUCGAACUUGGAUAAUGAUGAGGUGUUGCAGUUAAAGUAUUCCGUGGUUAUAAUGUGGAUACAGAAGUGUCAGUUCAACAAACUCGACGACUUUAUCAACUUUGAAAACCUAUACACCGUUGUCAAUUUGAAAAAUUUCAAAAACUUGCGGUAUUCCAUCUAUACUCAAAAUCCGAGCUUGUUGUUUCCCAAGUUUUACAAACAGGUGAUGAAGUCUCGUGUUCUUGAUAUCGGCACACAAAUUCGUGAUAUUGUUUAUGCAUCGUUUAAGAAUAAUCUAAACAAUUUGUUUCAUGGGAAGGCUCGUGCAAAUCGAGGAGCAUUUUUGCUUUUUAGCCAAGUUUUCAACAGAAUGAUUAUUGAUAAAGACUUUGACAAUGAGCUUAUGCAAAUUUUCAAGACAAACUUUAGUCAGUUCCAUAAACAACUAGAUGCGCUUGUGCGCGCAAACUCCAUAUCAAUCAUGUUUUACUCAUUGACAGGUACUCAAUUGCCCAACAAGUAUGUGAAGCAGGCAGCUCAUGAUUUGCAUACAGUUUCGAACAAGCAAUUUGUCCAAUUCUAUAAUAACCACGGCGAAAAAAUAUGCAAAAUAUUGUAUGAUAAAUGGGGAGUUACAAUGAAACAGCUUUCCCGGGGCGAGAUCAGUGUCUCUAAUUUGGAACUUCAUUUGCAAGCAGUGUUUACUGAGGAUGUUCAAGGUUUGGCUAUUUUAUCGUUGGAGAUUCACAAAUACAAUCAGUAUUUGUAUAAGGUGUACUGCCCUAUUUUGAAUUGGAUUUAUUCUGAAUUGGGCUCAGAUGGAGAUAUUUAG